Pelobates cultripes (western spadefoot toad) is the source of this 296-nucleotide messenger RNA. Lineage: Eukaryota; Metazoa; Chordata; Amphibia; Anura; Pelobatidae. The record is from the annotation of a GenBank genome assembly.
GCCCAGUACACUACAGAGUGAUGCAGGGCCUCAAAGGUUAUUAUCUGAAGAUUUCCGCCUCCUACAAUCAACUCAUUUCUCUGACCGAGGAAGUUCACUUAGAGUUGGAUUGGUGGGUCCACAAUAUGGAAGAAUGGGACAGGAGAGCUAGAUUUGGUUACCAACCAGAUUUCAUCUUAAAAUGGGACUCCAGCUUCUCAGGUUGGGGUGCGACUUGCUCAGAUCUCUCCAGAGGUGACCUUUGGACCAACACAUUUUCCAUCACCUUCAUCUGUUCCAUGGUCUUCUCUACCUAG